Messenger RNA from Penicillium malachiteum, 834 nucleotides. RefSeq lists its product as uncharacterized. The transcript has a single exon. The coding region runs from base 1 to 834 and encodes 277 amino acids. The record is from RefSeq and is a predicted model, not a curated record. NCBI's taxonomy places the organism in Eukaryota, Fungi, Ascomycota, Eurotiomycetes, Eurotiales, Aspergillaceae.
AUGUAUGCUAAGAACUGUUUGGCCUUCUUGGCUACAUCCUGGUUCUUAUUGCAGAGUGUCCCCGUUGCCGCAGAUGAGAUCGUUAAUCUUGACUCGAAGCAACUGAAUGAACGGAAACUCGCUGCUGCUGCUGCCUCUGGAGAUAGUGGCUCCUGUCAAGCCCCCUCAGCAUCUACAUCUCCUACUAUCGCAUCAGUUGUGACUCCCUCAUCUACCGCGGCUAUCUGUCCUCUUGCCAGUGCUCUCUGCGCCGCCUGUCCUGUCACGACCAGCACGGUAACAGUAAGCAGCUGUCCCACUGGCACUGCAGGUGGCACUGGCAGCCCAACUUCAAGUACCUGUGAAGGAGGAUGUGGAGCAGGAGCAACAUCCAGCUCUACAAAAGCAGGAGAAAGCAGUACCAUCAGUUCUUCCAACCCAAGCAGCAGCCAAAUCGCUUCCUCAACUCCUGUCUCUUCUUCUCCAAUUCAAACCUCAACCCCUCUAGUUCCCAGCACGCGAUCCUCAACACCCUUGAUCCCAAGCGGUAGAACCAGCACUCCCGCAGAAUCCGGAAGUACCUUGCAAACCCUACCCACGAGCACCGCAGCGUCUGGCCCUGGCGCAGGUGUAAGCACUCCGGCUGGAGGUGGUGCAGUCACCCCGCGAGCGGCAAUUCCACCCGGUAUAGUGCGACGGCAGUUGAUGGGGGUGAUGAAUGUGACGGCGCCGUUCGCUAACACGAGCAGUAUUCUCACGAAUGCGACGAGUACUUUUAACAUGACGAGUUUUCGCACGACUUCCACUACCGAGGCUGGGUCUGGGUUUCGGUUUCAUAUGAGGAAUCGAUAUUAA